AUGCCGAGCGCCGGCGGCGGCGGCGCGGACCGUGAGGUUGUACUUGAGGCUGCCGCCGGUGGCUUCGGUGAGGACCGCCUUUGGAGGACACGCGCCUUUGGGAUGGACUUGUCGCAGACGAAGCGGACGACCAUCGAGCGGCCCGCUGCGCCCCCCGGGCUCGAUCCGAAUCCGCAGCGUGUCGUCCCCAGCGGCGGUGUUGCGCGGGAGGCGGCCGCGGGCACGCUGGGCUCGAUCAGCGGCUUCCCUCAGUUGCUCCGUCCGAAGCGGACGUUCUUCGUUAUUACGCACGUCUUGGCACCAGCUGAAGGCUUGCACGGCCCACAUCGCCGGAUUCGUGCACGGUAUUCGGAUUUUGGCUAUUUGCUCGUGUGGGGGUAUAUCGCAGAUUUGCCAAUGGCCUUGAGCGAGUACGAGCUCGAGCGAGAGCGCAACAUCGCCGCGAACAAACGUCACCUUGCCUCGCUCGGCCUCGACGGCCCUUUUUUCCCGCCAACCAAGCGAGCGGCCGUCAGGAGGCAGAGGCCGUCGGCCGAUCCGGACUGGUUGCCGCGACGGAGCGGGCGACGGGGAUCGCGCAACGAACCAAGUGACGACUCGGCGAGCGGCGACGAGGCGAGUGGCGAGGAGGCGAGUGGCGACGAGAGCGACGGCGACGACAUUCCCAAGCCGGUCCGCGCCACCAAAAAGCCGCCGCCGAAGCCCACUCCCCAGCCAGUGAGGGAGAGCACCCCUGCGCCUGCCAUUGUCAUCGAGGCCGCAAAAACUGGGCGCAGCAAGUGCCGCCGUUGCCUCGAGCCGAUCCAGCAGGGAGAGAAGCGGGUGGGGAUGGAGUCGUGGAUGGUGGGGCGGCAGGUGAUGGUCUGGCAGCACCCAGCGUGCUUCCUGGACGGCGUCGCCAUUUCCACCGAGACGAGCGGCCGCGGCAAGUGCAAGCUCACAAAGGCGCCGUUCGUGGCUGGCGAGCGCCGCAUCUCGUGCACAGCGCACACCACGACUUCCAACUUCAAGCUCGCCGCGGUCGCGCCCUCGCUCCGCGCGCUGCUCGCGCUGGUGCCCGGCCGCAAGCUCGAGCACAUCGAGGGUUACGGCCUGCUCGACGCCGAAGAGGCGGCGCUACUGAAGCAGGCCGGCGGGAAUGAGGAGGUCGCGGCUGUCCCCGCGGUGGGCGCGACGCCGGAGCAGACAGAGGCGGUGGAGGCUGGGCCUGCGGCGGCUCAAGGCGGCUCCCAGCCCAAGAAGGGGGCGGUGUCGAGAGCCAAGGGCCGGGUCGCGUGGCGCUUCGCCGGCCAUGUGUGCUUUGGUACCCUGCUGCCUGCGCAGGAGACAAAGACGCACUGCUACGCGCGGACGCACAAGGGCAACACCAAGACCCUCACCAAGGGAGGCGCCUCCUGGUGGCUGGUCUAG
Messenger RNA from Emiliania huxleyi CCMP1516, 1410 nucleotides. RefSeq lists its product as hypothetical. Gene Ontology annotation, molecular function: DNA binding; zinc ion binding. The transcript is spliced from 4 exons. The coding region runs from base 1 to 1410 and encodes 469 amino acids. Lineage: Eukaryota; Haptophyta; Isochrysidales; Noelaerhabdaceae. The record is from RefSeq and is a predicted model, not a curated record.